AUGCGAGCCAAUCUUUUUGCACUCGGCACUCUAGCCCUCCCCCUCGCCAGUGCCAAGCCGUGCGAGGGGACGACUCCGGUCUUCCCUCCUCUGGUGGCCACAUAUGACAAGAACUACAUCUCGUGCGCCAACGCCAACUGGCCGCCACCUGGACCAGGGAGCAACACGGGCUCCUUGCUCGAGCCUCAGCGUCCGGACAAGGAACUCCAAGCCGCCCUGGCCGAGGUGUCCGCUGAGCGCAUCAAGGAGACCAUCUCCAAGCUGGUCAGCUUCGGCACACGCCACACCCUCUCCCCACAGAAUGACACCACCCGCGGCAUUGGCGCAGCUAGGAAUUGGAUCGCCGCGGAAUUCGAGCGCUAUGCUGAGGAGUCGGACGGCAGACUGACGGUAGAGACAAACGGAUACAUCCAGCAACCUACCACACGGGUCCCUGAACCCGUCAAGAUCAGUAAUGUGCAGGCCACCCUGGAGGGAACCGAGGACCCGACCCGGUUCUAUCUCACCAUGGGCCACUACGACACGCGAGUGUCUGAUGUGCUGAACUGGUGGGAUGACCAGCCUGGCGCGAACGACGAUGCAUCUGGUGUAGCUGUCGCCAUGGAACUGGCGCGCGUCAUGGCCAAGCACAAGCACCGUGCCUCGCUUGUCUUCGCUGCUGUCGCUGGCGAGGAGCAGGGACUUCUCGGCUCUGGCUUCAUGGCGCAGACAUACCGCAACGAGAGCACGAACAUUGAGGGCGUCCUCAACGUCGACCUCGUAGGUAGCUCAGUCGGCUCGCGGGGUGAGAAGGAGCCUCACACAAUCCGCAUGUUCUGCCAGGGUCCCCCGCUCACGGAAUCCGACGACCAGAUGAGUACAAGGCUGUCGAUUGGUGGCGAGAACGACUCGCCUGCGCGCAAUCUCGGACGCUUCAUCGCCGAGGUGGCCACCAACAAGUACACGGACAUGAAGGUGGCCAUGAUCUACCGUCUGGAUCGCUUCCUCCGCGGUGGCGACCAUCGGUCGUUCCUGGAGGCAGGGUAUGAUGCAGCGGUGCGCUUCACGGAGCCCAACGAGGACUUUAAUCACCAGCACCAGGACACGCGCGUCGAGGACGGUGUCCAGUACGGUGACCUGGAGGAAUUUCUCGACUACGACUUCAUUGCGCGUGUGGCCAGGGUGGACCUGGCGGCCAUGUGGUCCCUCGCGAACGCGCCUGGUCAAGUACAGAACGUGACCAUUGACACGGCCAGCCUGGACAAUGACAGUCGCCUGUCGUGGGCGAAGCUGGACGACGAGGAGGUGGAAGGGUACGAGGUCGUCUGGCGUCCGACGAGCGCGCCUCAGUGGACGCACGCUGUGUUUGUGGGGGAUGUGGCGGAGACGACGGUGGAGCUGUCGAUUGACAAUGUCAUCUUUGGCGUCCGGUCCGUGGGCAAGAAUGGGUAUAAAAGCCCGGCAUCGAUACCGUUUCCUAGCUGA
This is a messenger RNA of Emericellopsis atlantica, 1464 nucleotides long. Its product is annotated as peptidase M28. NCBI's taxonomy places the organism in Eukaryota, Fungi, Ascomycota, Sordariomycetes, Hypocreales, Bionectriaceae. Gene Ontology annotation, biological process: proteolysis. The record is from RefSeq and is a predicted model, not a curated record. Gene Ontology annotation, molecular function: metalloexopeptidase activity; protein binding. Bases 1 to 1464 code for a protein of 487 amino acids. The transcript is spliced from 2 exons.